ACGUAUGGAAAAAAAUGUAUCACAUAACACUGUCGUAGUUGUAUUUUUUAUUUAAUUGAAACGUAUAAUCGUUAAAUUUGUGGCUUGCAAUUAGUUAAAAGUGGUUGUUGAUGCCACCAACUACGUCACAGUUCGCGAACACACCGACACAAUUGUUAAAUCGAUAUCUAUAUGUACAUAUAACGAGCAUCCGAUAAUUGCGAGUGCACGCGUUUCGUUCGUUGCGUAUUUGCGUCUUUAAGAAGAUGCAGUCGCUUAAUUGGACAUCGCGUCUAAUCUCGCGUGCGUUACGUAGCAGCUUUUCGACACUGCUCGACUCGGCAACGGGCACAACAACAACCAAAGGUGCAGGUGCUGCAAAGUCAACCUCAAAUCGAUCUCGGCCCCGAUUCGUCUCGGUGGUUUGUGGCUUUGCCAAGGACAAUCUGCGACACAAAUACAAGCCGGGCAAAUACGGCGAGGACUCGUGGUUUAAGGCGUCCACAGACACAGCGGAUGUGAUGGGCGUGGCCGAUGGCGUCGGCGGCUGGCGCAGCUAUGGCAUCGAUCCAGGGGAGUUUUCAUCGUUCCUCAUGCGCACAUGCGAACGCCUGGUGCGAUGCACCCAUUUCAACCCGCAACGACCUGUUAACCUGCUUGCCUACAGCUACUGCGAACUGAUGGAACAGAAGAAGCCAAUUCUGGGCAGUAGUACAGCCUGUGUGCUCAUCCUGAACCGGGAGACGAGUACGGUGCACACGGCGAAUAUCGGUGACAGUGGUUUCAUGGUGGUGCGCGAAGGCGAAAUUGUCCAUAAAUCGGAUGAGCAACAGCACUAUUUUAAUACCCCAUUUCAGUUGUCGCUACCGCCACCCGGGCAUGGUCCCAAUGUGCUUAGCGACAGUCCCGAAUCGGCGGAUACCAUGAGUUUCCCCGUGCAGGAAGGUGAUGUCAUUCUCAUUGCCACCGACGGUGUCUUCGAUAAUGUGCCCGAGGAUCUGAUGCUGCAGGUGUUACGCGACGUGGAGGGUGAACACGAUCCCGUCAAGCUGCAGAUGACAGCCAAUACUCUGGCACUCAUGGCCCGCACUUUAUCCUUGAACAGCGAAUUCCUUUCGCCCUUCGCCCUCAGCGCUCGCCGCAACAACAUCCAGGCACGUGGCGGCAAACCGGACGACAUAACUGUGGUGCUCGCGACCGUGACCAUGUGAAUCGUUAGUCGCUAGUCGUUAGUCCUUAUCCCUAGUUCUUAAAUGUAAUUAAUUGUAGCUUGUACUCGUUUAGUUUUUAGGAGUGAGUUUGUUCGCUAGUUUUGUCUAAGUUUAAGCUGCAUGUUGAGAUUGAGAAAGCGAAAGAUACAUUGAUUGAUUGUUAUCUACACACACACAACCACACCCACUUUUCAUACUCUCAUAUACUCUCUUACUAAUCGACGCAUCCUGGUGAGCGACCUUAAUUAAAUAUGCAAAGUCCAAAGCAAAGCGAAAUCAUUCAAAGCGAAUGUAAUGCCUUGAGCUAUAUAUUAUAAUGUAUAAGCAGAAGUGCUUUCAAAACGAAAUUAUCAGCCGAAAUGAUCGUUGUCGUCAAUGACAAUUUACUUACGAGUUCUAAUCAACAAUAAUAUACAUGCAUACAUACUAUGCAGUAUGCAAUACACACUUACAUAUACACAUGCAUACAUAACAUCCCUCAAACAGUUGAGCAAGUUGAAGUGCAAACUCUAUGCUUAUGUAUUUAUUGUAAUUAUUGAACUGAGGAUUUAUCCAGGCGACUGUCUUAAAAACUGUUAGUCAAAUGUACUCACUGAUAUUGCGAUUUAAUAAAAAAAAUAUUCAUUGAAAAUUAA
Messenger RNA from Drosophila innubila, 1825 nucleotides. Its product is annotated as protein phosphatase PTC7 homolog. NCBI's taxonomy places the organism in Eukaryota, Metazoa, Arthropoda, Insecta, Diptera, Drosophilidae. The transcript has a single exon. The coding region runs from base 246 to 1190 and encodes 314 amino acids. The record is from RefSeq and is a predicted model, not a curated record.